GGGCUGAGCGCAUGCGUGGCGGCGGCUGUGGCGGCGGCGGGGCGGCGGGGAGUCACUGCCCACAGUUGCUAAGCUGCGGCGGCCGUGUCGUGAUGGUGUAGCGGGGCCUGCGGGCGGGCGGGCGAGGCGGCCGGCGCGGCCCACGCCUCCUGAGCGGCUCGGUGCAGCGGCGGCACGCUGAGGGGGCGUCGCCGCCGCUGGCCCCCGGCGCCACGGGAGGCCGCGCCCGCCAUGGCGGCCCGGGUGGUGCUGGACGAGUUCACGGCUCCAGCCGAGAAGGCGGCGCUGCUGGAGCGGAGCCGCGGUCGCAUCGAGGCUCUGUUCGGCGUGGGCCUGGCGGUGCUCGGCGUCCUCGGGGCGGAGGAGCCGCUGCCCGCGCGCAUCUGGCUGCAGCUCCGCGGCGCGCAGGAGGCGGUGCAUAGCGCCAAGGAAUAUAUCAAAGGGAUCUGUGAGCCUGAACUGGAAGAAAGAGAGUGCUACCCCAAGGCCAUGCACUGCAUUUUUGUCGGGGCACAGAGCCUAUUUUUAAAGAGCCUAAUUCAGGAUACUUGUGCUGACCUCUGCAUUUUAGACACGGGGCUUCUUGGCAUCAGAGGAAGCGCUGAGGCUGUGGUCAUGGCCAGGAGUCAUAUUCAGCAGUUUGUGAAGCUCUUUGAGAAUAAUGAGAAUCUGCCCAGCAGUCAGAAAGAGUCGGAAAUCAAACGGGAAUUCAGACAGUUUGUUGAAGCUCAUGCAGACAAUUAUACAAUGGAUUUGUUGAUUUUGCCUACUUCCUUGAAGAAAGAACUACUGAGUCUCACCCAAGGUGAAGGGAAUCUGUUUGAAACAGGAGAUGAUGAUGUCAUUAAAAUUGGAGAUGUGCAGCCAUCAGAGUUGACACAGAAUGCUGCCACAGGACCUAGUAUUGCUAGAGAUGAAAUUGUUUUACAGGAAGAUUCCAGAAAUAAAGCCAGGACCCCUGUUUCUGAGCUUACAAAGCAAAUGGACGCAGUCUUUUCUAGCUCGGCAGAUGUGCUCUUUGUUCCAGUAAAUGGUCUAAGUCCAGAUGAAGAUGCACUUUCCAAAGACAGAGUUUGUCACAAGAGGAGGUCUUCUGAUACAGAAGAAAGGCAUACCAAGAAGCAAUUUUCUUUGGAGAAUGUUCCAGAGGGAGAGCUUGUGCAUGAUGGUAAGGCUUCGGCUGGAAAUGAAGUCAUUGACCUAUCUGAUGAUGCUUCUAACUCUACAAACCUGAGCCCCGAUGGGAAAGACACUACAGAAGAAAUGGAAUACAACAUCCUUGUGAACUUCUUUAAAACCAUGGGUUAUUCCCAAGAGAUUGUUGAAAAGGUCAUUAGGGAGUAUGGGCCUUCUACAGAACCAUUAUUGCUCUUGGAGGAAAUUGAAAAAGAGAACAAAAGGCUCCAAGAGGACCGAGCACUUCCACCUAGCACCAUGUAUCCAGAUGCUGCUCAUAGUCGAAGUGCGGGUGUUGGGAGCAGCACAAAUGAGCUCACGACAGAUUCUACUCCAAAGAAAACACAGAGUCACACAGAGCAAAAUAUGGUGGAAAAGUUUUCCCAGUUACCGUUCAAAGACUCUAAACCAUGUACCUCAAAUUGCAGAAUUAAUUCUUUCAGAACAGUGCCAGUAGGACAGAAACAUGAAAUGUGGGGCUCACCCCAGAACUACGGUUGUAAUGUAGGCCUUGAGACCGACAGCCUCUCACCCUCUGUAGCCCCUUCCAGUCCUAAAGAAGUCAGCUUUAUUUCAAGGGGGCCUGCAGGUCACCAGCAGAGAAGCCCAGCUUUUCCUGAAAAUGGCUUUCAACAGCAAGCGGAACCCUCACUUCCAAAUAAUAUGAAGCCUGCCUGUGAGAAACGUUCUGCCUGUUGUAACUCUCCUCAGCCUAAGCCAAAUUAUCCCCUUUCUCCGCCGAUGCCGCUGCCCCAGCCCCAGCUGUUACCUUCAGUUACUGAUACACGGUUGGCAGGAUCCUCUGAUCAUAUUGAUUCCUCAGUUACAGGGGUUCAAAGAUUUCGAGAUACCCUGAAAAUACCAUACAAGCUGGAAUUAAAAAAUGAACCAGGGAGAGCAGAUUUGAAGCAUAUUGUUAUAGAUGGGAGUAAUGUUGCAAUUACCCAUGGUCUAAAGAAGUUCUUUAGUUGUCGUGGAAUAGCAAUUGCAGUUGAGUAUUUUUGGAAGCUUGGCAACCGAAACAUCACUGUGUUUGUCCCACAGUGGAGAACGAGGCGCGAUCCUAAUGUCACAGAACAGCACUUCUUAACCCAGCUCCAAGAGCUUGGAAUAUUAUCUUUAACUCCUGCCCGGAUGGUCUUUGGAGAAAGAAUUGCUUCUCAUGAUGACAGGUUCCUACUACACUUAGCGGACAAGACUGGGGGUAUAAUUGUAACAAAUGAUAACUUCAGAGAAUUUGUGACCGAGUCAGUGUCCUGGAGAGAAAUUAUUACAAAAAGACUGCUUCAGUACACGUUCGUGGGGGACAUAUUUAUGGUUCCUGAUGACCCCCUGGGAAGAAACGGACCUCGGCUAGAAGAAUUUCUCCGAAAGGAGGUCUUUCUUAGAGACAUGCAGCCGCUACUCAAUGUCCUCCCAAAUGUGGGCACGUUUGACCCUGGCUUCCGGAGCCCCAACACCCAGAUAGCCAACACCAGCCACCAGCCUCCAUCCCGGAACCAGGGAGCCUCUUCAGGCUCUUGGCUUUCUCAGCAGCCCCACUUCACACCCCUGGCCACCCUUCCCAGUAUACAGCAGAACCUUCCCAUGCCAGCACAGAGAUCUUCUGCAGAGACCAGCGAGCUGAGGGAGGCCCUGCUGAAGAUCUUCCCUGACUCUGAACAAAAACUGAAGAUUGACCAGAUCCUGAUGGCUCAUCCAUACAUGAAAGACCUGAACGCCCUUUCCGCCCUGGUAUUGGACUGAAGGCUGGGCUAAAAGCCCACUGCUGGUGGGGACCAGAGGGAACUGCCAACCGUGGGAAGUUCCUAAUGGGAAGACGCUGUCCCAGAGUGAACAUUGUAUGCUGGGUAGGAAAAGGAGGGAAGACAGGUGUUUUGUACAUACAAAAAUCUGGAUUUUCAAAGCCAGCUUUUUUCUAUAUAUAAAUUAUGCUGCUAUUACAGAUUUAACAUUUUCUGUAAAAGGAAAGUACAUUUUCUGCCUGUUCAGAACUGUUUAAUAGCAGUUACUCUUGAGUGUAUUUACAAUUUUAUGUUUUUUAAACUAUUUUCCUUAAAGCAGAAGAAAAAUUGACAAAUGAAUAUGGUUAGCCUUUCUAAAUAAAAUUUAAAAGAAAAAAAAAAUGGGGGGUUGCUUCCUUAAGGAAAGCAAGACCUUUUAAAGUAUAUUUUCUUGAGGUGAUCUGUCCUGUCACUCACAUGGUGUGUGUCCCCUGCCUCCUCCUUGGAGCUGACCUGCUCUGAUCUUGUGGGUCUUCUCAGCAGGUCAUUUGCCAGAGUGGAAAAGAGCCACUAGAUGGCACUUGGUGCCUGGCUGUCGUCAGUGACAAGAAAAGUCAGACUCAGAAGAGCAGGGGAGAAGUCUCCGAGUCCAUUCAGCCCUACCCUUCUUCCCCUCCACCAGACAGAGAAGGGAGCUGAAUCCCAACAUUCUCCCUGACUGGCCUAGCUCCUUAAUGCACUCACCAGCCAAGGCCGCCAUGCUCCCAGCCUGACUCCGCAGCUACCAGCCUCAGAAGGUGAGGUAGGAUUGGAGAGUCUGUUGAGGAGUCCCUUACUGUGGCCAGCAUGAGUCCACAGCCCACAAGUAUGGGAAAGACCCCCCAUGUGGAGUUUGUACAGCUUUGCCAAAAAGUUUUCUAUUCUCAAGGAUGACCUAAGCCAAUAAAUAGCAUUAGUAGUUUCAGAAGGGGUCUCAAAUGACCCCUCCCCAUUUUCCUCUUUUGUCUUUUUAGAGAUUUCUUAGCAGCUCUUCUUGAGUCUUUCAGAACCAGUUAUCUCAGUAUUGUCUCUUCUCAGUGUAGCUUGAAUUCUGUAUCUGUGAAACUUUUCCUGGUCAUCUUAGUAUUUUGACUCUCACCUGGACCUUUAAAGGGCUUUGUGUUUCCCAUCUGUGCUGUCUCCUAGGCCUCAUGGUAAGUUCUGCUGCCCUGUGGAUUGUCUUUCUCCUGGUCCCACGAGUAGUAACUGAGGACUUGGUGCUGGUUUGUUCUCUUGGUGCAGGGACUGUGUAGAUCACAGGAUGCUGUCACCAUGCGUGUGUCUUGGUUUCAUUUGAUUCCUGCAUCCCUCAGGAGAUGAACACAGAGCUUUCUAGGUGGCCACACACUUGUACUUCAGUCAUGUUCUCCUGAAUUCUUUGAUGAUGCAACCUGCUGGGAGCUGUUUCUCAUCUGUCACUUGGGGUUUGAGACCUGCAGGCUGUGCAAAUAGAAAACAAAGACUUUUGUUCAGGUCCAGGAGUAGACCCACCACAGCCCCCCACCCUGUGCCCCAGCUUCGGAGCAUAGCAAAAGUGCCAAGGUGGAGCUUUGCCCAGGGCCUCCUGAUCUCCUCAGUCCCAGUCCAGCAUUCCUGGGAACCAGGAGAACCAGGGUGCUCCACAGUUCACCCUGACCAGGAAGGAGCCUGGGCUUUCUAAGGUUCUGCAGGCAGCCUGUCUUUUGAGUUGUGGGAGCCUCUGUGUUCUUUCUUAGCAUUGUUUCUGGGAUACAUGCCCAUUUUCCCCUUUCUCCAUAUACGAGAGAAGAAAAGAUUAGAGGAAACUGAGAGGCAUUAAUUACUUUGUAGAUUAUAAUGUGAAAUGUAAUUCUCGAUUCUUUGUGAAAUUUAUCACAUUUAGGUGUAGCAUUUAAAGCCCAGUUAUCCAGCCACUGAAGGAAGCUCACAACCUGCUUCUCUGCCUCAUCCCAAGCUCUGUUGCUGCUAGGUGCUUAUAGAUGCUUAACCUCCAUCCCUCAGUGCCUCCACAGUGAAGUUUGGAGUGUCUUGGAAUUCUUCCCAGAGUGGAGUGUCUCUGCCUCCUGACAUUUGGGUGAGGUGGCCAGCACAACUUUUGGUCAUUGGUCAAAGUGUCUGAUGCUUACAGAGGUUGAAAGGAUAGGUAACUAGUGUAGCUGAUGGGCAUCCAGCCUCUGUGCACAUGCAUGUGUGUUGCCAUAGCUGUACCAGUACAGUUGUGGCAGCAUUGUUUCUGGGACUUGCUGUGAGGCAGGAUGGAGUUGUGUUUAUAUAGGCUUGUAAAUGUGGAAGGCAAGAAAGAGGACUCUGCCUUCUUGCCACUGCCUAGCCCCUCCCUGGGUAUGGGGCAACUACUGCAAACUGUGCCCUCUGCAGCAGACUCACCCAGGUCCUAGCCUGCCUCCCACAUCUCUUCUAUGCUGCCCCAUCCUCAACAUUCUGAGCCAUCUCAGCUGGGUCCAUCAGUGCACUGUUCCCCAGCAUUACCACCUCCCUGUUGCUCCCCAGGUACCUUUGAUCCUUGAAGUUAAAACCCCCUGCAUUUUGUUGCUAAUGCUUUGCUCCAACUUCCUGCUUUUUCCCUCCCCGGUGUGCAAACCUGGCAUCUAUCCACUACUGGGAGUAGCCUGGGAAAUCACUGGGUUGCUGUUUUCAUUGUUAAGGUAGUAGCUACCGAUAGUGAGGCCAUUGGCCUUAUUUCUUCUAUUUUCCUUCUAGAGGUUCUUUAUUCCUUUCUCCUCCUUGAAGGCCAAUCCUUAAUAUGGUUUCUCAACAGGUGAUUCUCAGAGUGGGCCACCCUUGGGCCUCAUAUCAGAAAGGGCAGCCCUUGCUAAAAUAAAAUGCAGGCUGUCAGGCACCACCCUGAGGUGUGGCCUCUGCUCUAGAGGGACGCCCAGAGGCUCUUCACUUCCAGUUAGUCUGGAACUACAUUUUGAGUGACUACUCUUAUUCUAGGAGCCACCACUCUUUCCUAAUACCACCAUCUACUAUGGUGACACCAGUCCUGUUACUAGCCUUGUGGGGCCUUAGUUCCCAGAAACUCAGCCCACAUUCUGUCAUCUUCUCUCAUCUAACCCCGAGAGGUCCCUUAUAUACUUCUUGGCCCUUGGAUUACUACUGCCCACCAUUUCCACCCAUGACACUGGUCCCUCAACACUAGGCCACUUUACAGCUCUCCUCUCCUAGACUCCACAGGGCUUCAAGUUCAUCUAGAAGGUCAUUUUGCAUCAUCAUUUUCUUCUUCUGUGAUCUUCUACAGCUGCAACCAGAGCAUCCAGUUCCUACCCUCUGAGCCUAGUGUCCGUGACUGUGUCCCGUGGCCGCCCUUGACUGUCCACUUUCUGUCCCCUGCCAUAAUUCUCACCCAGCCACCCAGACCUGAGCUCCCAGUGGGCCCUAUCCACGCUUACUUUUUUUUUUUUCUAGAAUGCCCCUCUGCCCUACAGCACUCUCACCUUCUCCUAGGCCCAGCCCUGAGUCGUCUUUGCGCUCUGAACAGAAGCAACCCUGUGGUGUUCUGUGACCCCACAGCACUUGGUGUCUUGCUUCUGGCUCUUGCCACUCUGGCAGGUGUAGCUGCAGCCAACUGUGUACUGUGUUGCCUCCCUCUAGACUGUGAGCUCCUCGCGGGCAGGGACCAUAUGGUCACUCUGUAUCUCUUAUGGCACCUAACAGUGCCUUGCACUUGGUAGGUGCUCAAUAAAUGUCUGUUCAAGUGAA
This is a messenger RNA of Phodopus roborovskii (desert hamster), 6638 nucleotides long. Its product is annotated as NEDD4-binding protein 1-like. Gene Ontology annotation, biological process: negative regulation of protein ubiquitination; negative regulation of proteasomal ubiquitin-dependent protein catabolic process. Gene Ontology annotation, cellular component: nucleus; PML body. The record is from RefSeq and is a predicted model, not a curated record. NCBI's taxonomy places the organism in Eukaryota, Metazoa, Chordata, Mammalia, Rodentia, Cricetidae. Gene Ontology annotation, molecular function: RNA binding.